UCCAGUAUUGCAUGGUUUUGGUUACGUAACGUAGUCAAAGAAUUUAUAAGUGUUGCUCGCUACUGUGGUGUCAACAACUUAGCUCGGGACAAUGGCCACAAACACGAACGACGAUGAACACUUGCAAGAAAAAAUAGACGUAUAUCGGCUUGUGCUGAUGGAGUGUGUAAUCCCAACGGAAUUACUCCCAUCGUUAACCGACGUGCUGUCAGGUCCAGACGCUUCAACAAUCAAAAACUUGACUCGUCAGAGCAGUGACAGGGCUGGUACAGAGCACCUGUUAAACGUCUUGGUAGAAAAGACGGAGAUCCGGGGGCGAUGGCGGAUGUUAGUGAAUGCGCUGAAACAACACGGUUAUGGAACUCUCUCAAUGAUUCUAGAGGGAAAGAUGGAUCUGAUUGACAGAGACCGCAACAAGAGAAUCAUAGAGAUAUUUAUGUUGCCACUGCAAAAGAUCAUGAAACCGCUAGAUAUUCUUCCUUCACUGAUACAGAAGGGCGUGUUGAGUCGCGAGGAUGAUGAGAAUAUCGAAGCCGAACAUCGCAAUCAUGGAAUGCUGGCUGCAUCAGCGCUUUUACUAGAUCGUAUUUACCGAAAGAAGUCAAAUUGGUAUGACAUGUUUCUACAGUCUCUUGCUGAAAACGACUUCGGUCACUUGGCUGAGAAAAUUGACCCAGACUUCAUGAAGAAGUGGGCGAUUCGGAAUGAAGAAGUUAUAUAUCAGAGAGGAGAACCACCUGAUUCAUCGACAAUGGAAAACUAUCAGUCAGAUGAUGGGGAAGCCAUGACUGAUCUAAAAGGUUUGAAUUUGUCACCAAAUCACCAACGUGAUCACACGCACGAUACCAAUGACACCAAAAAAGAAGAAAACCUUAAUUCUACGGCUAAGGAUUCCGCUGGUGAAGAAGCAUUGACAAAAUUGAAACAGGUCCAGCAGACAGCUAGACAACCAACAGAGCAUGACGAGUUAUCUGGAACAUGUGCAGAGUCAUCUCCUAUGGCAAGCAAUGAUCAGUCAGAACCAGUGGCUUCCGUACCACCCAGUAUCGCGGUACAGGAUUCUAGUGAGACCAUUGGAUCAGACCUAUCACUAUACAGAUAUCAGGAAGAGCUGGCCAAACCCGGAUUAGAGGGACAUAACUCUAUAGUCAUUGCUCCAACUAACAGUGGCAAGACGCACGUGGCCAUCAGGAUCAUGCAGCACCACCUGAGGAGAGGUCAGGGUAAGGUGAUAUUCCUGGUGCCGACCUCGGCUUUGGCAACACAACAGCGGGAUAGGUGUCACGAACUGUUAAAAUGUCCGGUCAAGGUGAUGACGGGGGAAAGCCAAGCAAGAGAAAAAUAUAUUGACAUGUCAGUUCACCUGAAAAAUCACGAUGUGAUUGUGGCUACGCCGCAGAUACUUGUUAACUGUCUGUUGGCAAAAGAAGAUGUUACCCUGCAAACGUUUUCUCUCAUUGUGUUCGAUGAGUGUCACAGAACGUACGAGGAUACACCUUACAACGCAGUGAUGCGAAUCUACUGGGACGAGAAGUUUACAAGUGCAUAUGUUCGUCUUCCGCAGAUUUUGGGAAUGACAGCUUCACUAGGAUCAGGUCAGGCUAACUCUCAGUCAUCGGCUAACACAUGGGUCAAAAACAUUAUGGCCAACAUGGACUCUCAAAAACUGGUGACUGUAAAGGAAAACAUCAAGGAGCUAGAAGAAAAUAUCAAUAACACAGAUACGGAGAUUAUAGAGACAAAAGAGCGACGUAACAAGUCGUUUGGCAACCUUGUCAACGAUAUGAUGGCGACCAUAGAAGGGACUAUAAACCGCUUGGAGGGCGAGCUAAAACGACCUCCUACAUUGCGGAGUGGCGCUCAGUACACGCAAUGGUGUAGUACGCUGAGAAAACAGGUGACAAGCUUAAGUACCGUGGACAACGACCUUCACAGGAGCCUGAAGAUAUAUGCCGACUACUUAGAGGUGUACCAUCGCGCCCUCCUAAUAUACCAGGAUGCACGUGUCAGUGACGCAGUCCGGUAUCUCAAGGAGGAGUUAGAUGAGAUGUAUUUCGAGGAGACGGCUGUAGAGGCUGAUCGUGAGAUGUAUGGUCUGUUUCAAGAGAAGCAGCAGCUGAUGGAAAACCAUGAUGACGGUGAUCAGGAGAACCCCAAGCUGCACGAAGUCCAGGUUCGGAUUUGUACUUUAUUUCGUGACGACCCUGAUUCUAGAGCCAUCAUAUAUGUUAAAACGAUAGAGCUUGCCAGAUCGAUGGAGGCCUGGAUGAAUGAGUGCCCGGAGCUUCAAUCUCUAAAAGCGGUGCGCUUUGUAGGUGCACAUGCUAAGGUUGGAAUCGGAGGUAUAACCAAGAUGGAACAAGAUACAAUCUUGAAGGCGUUCCGGAAUGGCGAUCACAAGGUUGUUAUUGGUACCUCUGUGUUAGAGGAGGGAUUGGACGUGCCUAGAUGUAAUCUGGUCAUCCUUUACGAUCACGUUACCAACGAAAUACAGCGUGUUCAGACGAGAGGACGCAUAAGGAGAGACAAUAGCCACUUCGUUCUCAUAGUAUCUGAAUCAGGGCAAGCAGCACAGAAAGAACUUGUAAACGAGCGAAGAGAGGACAUGAGUUCGGAAGCCAUACGUUUAGUCCAGGACGAGAUUUCUAGAGACCCGCAGGCCUUCUACGAAAAGCAGCAGGACCAGCAGCGAGAAGAGAAGCGGAAACGAGACGCGGUUGUUUUAGAUGAACAAAAGCAACUGGAGAACAACCCUGUGUACGAGGUGAAAUGUAACCACUGCAGAGGUUUGUUGUUUUUGUCGUCAGAUCUUCGCAAGAUUAAGGUUCAUCACACCGUCGUGGCCAGAGGCAUGAAGGACACCCUGAGUCCUGGUCCGCGUGGAAAACCGUCAUUUGUAGAUAGGGACAUGGAGCAUGGCAUUGCAGAACUUUAUUGUAAGACGUGUCAGAUAUUCAUUGGGUCUGUUAACAAGUCCAUGUCACUGUUCUUCCCCAUGCCUCGAAUCGAUCAGAUCACAUUUUCAAGAGAUGAUGUCUACAAAACAUGCAAGAAAUGGAAAGAUGUCAAAAAACUCUUUGGUAUUAAAACAUUUUGUCCUAUUGAGGAUAUGCGGUUUAUUUUAGCACUUCCUGCUGAGGAAAGAGACUUCUAUACCUCAUAAAGCUCCGGGUCAAUCCGCAAUGUUGAGGACAUUACCUGUUUUAAGCUGCAUAACUCUUACCCGUAGUCUGGACAAUGUCACCGAUAUUGUCUGUGCAACAGCAGUGUAAAUUGUAUUGUCAUGAUGAAGGGAGAUACUAGGUGCACUCAUGAAUGUGAAUAUCUGUGUUAUAAACCAGUGGUAUAUACGUCAAAGCUUAGACUAUAUGCGUGAUAUUUCUUCCUGAAAAUCUAAACUAAACUUACAAUAUGGAAAAACUACAACAAGAACGGAAUGACAAUGUCAUAUUACCAUUGCAUAAUUGAUAUCAAAACAUCGAACACUUUCUUAUUUUGAUUGGAGCAGUGGAUAACAGUCGAUGCCUUCAGGCCUAAAAGAACUAUAUGUAUAUUUUAUGUCAAUAACGUCCUUCUUGGACGACAUAUUUCUGGGUUUGGGGGGGGAUCAACGUUGCAACACUAAUUAGGAUAAAAUAGGGUGGGUGUCUUUGGUCAAGAGGCAAGAGGACUCAAGGAUUGUAGAAAAGGAGAAUGUUGCCUUUCGGGGCUCAGAGGGCUUGGCCAAAUAGGCGAAAUAUAGAUAAAUGUUUAAACACCUACUCCUUCAGUAUAGGUUAAGGGAUCUUUUCGCCACAGGAAUAAAUUACGUUGUAUAAAAUGAGUGUGUUGCCUCCCUGAUGGGUGGGGCUCAGUAUCAGAAAUACAUGUAACUCUUAUCAAAUCUACUCCUUGAUGAAUUUUCUGAGAACCCAAGGGCAUUGGGGACUCGUUGUAAAAAAUGUGCCCCUUUUGGCAGACUAAUGGGCGUUUUGAUCUGGAGGAAGGACCCUUGGGACAUUCUAAUAAACAUAGUUUGCUGAGGUAAUCAUGACAGUCCUUUCGGUGAAUUACAAAUGUAUAACAGAAAAUGUCUAUAUUACAUAAAAAUGCAUUUUCUUAUGCAAGUUUACUUCCAUAUGAAGAAGUUGAAGUGUUUACAUUUCGGGAUACGGUGAUCAAGUACUCAAAAACAAGCAGUUGAGCUAUUCAAACCAUUGGGCCUCUUGUUAUUGUUCUUGCGCCGUAAUGCUAUUGCGUAUUUCUUUGAAAGCUUCUUAUCUUCAUAUAGAUACAUUGUAAAUGUUGAUUAGACUUCUUCGGGAGCAGACAAUAUUAUAAAUGCGUUUGAUACUAUCUUUAAGUGAUCUAACUGUCGGAAGAUGAUGAUGCCUUUACACUUACUAUCAGAUUGUAUGGCACUAUAUCUGAGUAAACGUCUAUCAAUGCUUAUCAUACUACAUGUAUAUCUGACGUAUUGUAUUGAGAAUCCUCUCUUCCUUCGCUUUUAUGUUUAUUCAGUAUCAGUGAUAACAUGAUUGUGUAGAUAUUUAUUUAAAGUGUAUAUGUAACUUGUUGUUAUCUAUAUCCGGCCGAUCGUCAGAAAAGUUAAGACUGAUAUCUUAUAAGAGUGGCACCUUAAAUCUAUCCCAGUCUGUUUACAUCAUAGCUAUUUGUACAUAAGAUAAACGUGUAUAAAGUCGUAUGUUUGUACUGCUGAAUUAUAUCUAUUUCUUUAAUUUAUCAAUGCCACAUGCGAGAGUCCGUUUAUGAGCAGGUCGCUGUCAGAUUUGAACCAGUUGAUCAGCGAGUCGAGAAAGUGGAACUGAUAGAAUGGAAAGUUGAGUCGAUAAUCUAGUCGAGUCAGGAAUUAGAAGCAUGCAGGACGUGCUCCAAGCGAGGCAACUCUUUUUUAAGAAAGGUUACUAUUAUUUUUGUGUCAUGUAUAUAAGAAUUCCCCAGCCAACUGAGCAUGUUUACCUUACACAUUCUUAUAUUGUUCAGUUUCAUUUACAAACUUAUGUGAACCGAGAAGUCGGGUCCAGAGGAAAAUAACUUGUACGUGUUAAGUAAGUCGGGUCCAGAGGAACACAACUUUUACGUGUUAAGUAAGUCGGGUCCAGAGAAAAAUAACUUUUACGUGUUAAGUAAGUCGGGUCCAGAGAAAAAUAACUUUUACGUGUUAAGUAAGUCGGGUCCAGAGAAAAAUAACUUUUACGUGUUAAGUAAGUCGGGUCCAGAGAAAAAUAACUUUUACGUGUUAAGUAAGUCGGGUCCAGAGAAAAAUAACUUUUACGUGUUAAGUAAGUCGGGUCCAGAGAAAAAUAACUUUUACGUGUUAAGUAAGUCGGGUCCAGAGAAAAAUAACUUUUACGUGUUAAGUAAGUCGGGUCCAGAGAAAAAUAACUUUUACGUGUUAAGUAAGUCGGGUCCAGAGGAACAUAACUUGUACGUGUUAAGUAUUGUUUCUGGUAUUAGUUCUAACGAGCAUGUCUGGUUAGGAGAACUCACCAGGAAAUCCUUGUGACUAGAUGUAGUAUUUAGAUAUUUAUGAUGUAUAACCUGUGUUAAACUGACGUUGCUCUCUAUUAAGGGUAUACAUACAUGUGUACUGUUUAACCUAAGGAGUCGUGAAUUCGAACCUCCAGGAAAAUGACAUGACAUUUACGGUUAACUAUUAGAUUGUAGCCGUAAAUUUACAGACGUAUUUCCUAUUUGAUAAUUUUUUACUAUAGUGUGAAUUUAGCUAAAUUUCUCUUAAAGGAUUUUGCCAUCUUAGCGGCGAACAAUUUGAAUCAUACUUUGAUGCCGUGUUUUAUGAAUCGCAAUUAGCUUGUUAUGAGUAUAGUUUGAAUAUUCCAUGUAACAUAAAUAAAUCACCCCUCCUCGUAAUUUGUAUUUCCCGUUGAUCUCGCUGCUACCACUUUGAAUGCCCUGUACAAGAUAGCACAUUCUACAACACCAGACUUGUUGUCUGCUUUUGAUUAGGAUCUCUCCGUGUUGAUUUAUAUUCAGAUUUUUAUCAUACUAUCUCCGUGUAGACUUAUUGUUAAUUUUUAUCAUAUCAUUUCAAUGUAAAUGUAUUGUUAUACUUUGAUCAUGUUUUUUGUAAAUAGACUUAUGUUAUUUGUUGCUCACAACCUCUUUCUAUGUAACAAAUUUCCAGAUUUUUAUCAUAGUACUCAUGAUAAUACACAGAGUUAAUAUGAUAAUUUCAUUUUCCUUGAACAUGGCUAUCUACAGUUUUCCGUUGCGAUAUCCUUUCGCCCUCUUCAGGUGCUACACGUGUUUACCUGUGCUAGAAUAUUUGUUAUCAUGUCCUGGCAACUUUACCUGUAAUUUGGCGCAUUCAGUGCAUGUUUUCAGUAUUGUCUGCUCUUUGAUUUAUAUAUAUAUAUAUAUAUAUAUGAUAUAACCUACACCGUGAAAUACCAUUUUUCUCCAUUUUAUAGCAUGGGCUACUUUUUUCCGCUCAAGGCUUCAAACGUAGUUUUGUUAGUUGAGAGUCUAUGCUACUUGAGGGUGUGAUGAAACUGAAUGUUUUCGAACUUUAUAGAUCGGGUUAUCUCAUUCUCGGGCUUAGAUUCUAUAACAUUUCCGUCCUCGCUUAGUUAUACGUGAAUCAUUUAAACUUUGGUCGAGAUGAGCAGAUUGCCGUUGUUCUAUAUUGUAUGACAUCACUUGAAAAAUGAAUUGACGAUACGACACAACGCACAAAGCGGGGUAUCGUAAAUAUUGUAAUAUAAAGGAGGAGGAAAAGAGCGAAAGAGAAAAGGGAAUUAUUCACCCCACUAAUUAAUUAGUAGUGGGGAUCUAAACCAUCUAAGUUGUCAAGCUAUCGGCAAGCAUCAUGUUUAGCACAUAGUAAGGGGAUACAUGUAACACAAAUUGUAUAUAUAUGGAAGUACUACAGCGCUAUGAUUAAACGAAUGACGUGCGGUGGUAGAUUGGUGUCUGCGGAGUUACAAUUUAUUCUCAGUAUUUCAUCAGUUCCGAGUGAAAACAUGAAAAAAAAUAUAAUUAUUGUUUGUUGAUUUAAUUGUUCUAUCGGUCAAAAUAAUGAAAAUGAAUAUCUAUGUUAACGGAUAUCUAUGUAUAUACUUAUUGUAUAAAAUAUUGUGAUGUAUGUAUAGCUUUGUUAUAUUGUAAAAUAUAUAAUAUCUUUUCAAAAAUUGAAUAGCAGAGUAGUGUUAAAUUUUGUUAAUAUAUAUUACAUAGAAACGUUUAUAAUGAUUAGACAACUCCUUUUGAGUGCAAUGUUUGAGGUCUAUAUUUAACCGCCUUAUCAAUUGGGUGCAGAAACAAAAAAUGUGUUUUGUAGUUUUUAGUUAUUUGUGACCGCACUGGAGUUUUAUAACGUGUAUAUAACAGAUGUAACUGGAAAAUGACAAAGAAAAGUUCCAACAGUGAUAACAGCAGUGCUAUUUUGAUUAUUUGUCUGACGGUUUUAGAGACCAGGUUUGUAAUAAGUACAGCAAUCCUAUUAAUAACAGCAGUCAAACGCCGUGCAACCACUGUAUUGGUUACCAACCAUGGCUCGUAAGACCAUAUAAUAUAGGUAGCCAUUGAACUAGAUGACUUCACUGGGUCAGUAAGAUGGGUUUUCAUUUCGCUGCUAGUUACCAGCGCUGAUUCCAGCAUAACUUUUUUGUAUCUGUUUUUACUACUACAAAAUCUGUGUGUAAGAAAGUGCCAUUUAUUUAUUUUCCCUUGACUGUUUUGUUUUGAUUAUUAAGUUAUUAAACUGCAUGUAAUAUUGAUCGUAAAUAAAAACAGUGCUUUAU
Messenger RNA from Mizuhopecten yessoensis (Yesso scallop), 7763 nucleotides. Its product is annotated as probable ATP-dependent RNA helicase DDX58. Lineage: Eukaryota; Metazoa; Mollusca; Bivalvia; Pectinida; Pectinidae. Gene Ontology annotation, cellular component: cytoplasm. Gene Ontology annotation, molecular function: ATP binding; nucleic acid binding. Gene Ontology annotation, biological process: regulation of apoptotic process. The transcript is spliced from 16 exons. The record is from RefSeq and is a predicted model, not a curated record. The coding region runs from base 92 to 3163 and encodes 1023 amino acids.